Messenger RNA from Toxotes jaculatrix (banded archerfish), 1013 nucleotides. RefSeq names its product cytochrome c iso-1/iso-2-like. The transcript is spliced from 3 exons. Gene Ontology annotation, molecular function: electron transfer activity; heme binding. NCBI's taxonomy places the organism in Eukaryota, Metazoa, Chordata, Actinopteri, Toxotidae. Gene Ontology annotation, cellular component: mitochondrial intermembrane space. Gene Ontology annotation, biological process: mitochondrial electron transport, ubiquinol to cytochrome c; mitochondrial electron transport, cytochrome c to oxygen. The record is from RefSeq and is a predicted model, not a curated record. Bases 149 to 463 code for a protein of 104 amino acids.
UCCUCCUCCUGAUUUGAGGUCCAGAUCCGGUCGCAUCCCAUAGACAGCUUGGAAAUUCAGGUUAACAAGCAACAAGAAAUAGCUAUAUAGUGUUAUAGUAUUAUUUUGAAAAGGCGCUGGAAUUACCCAAACCCGUCAGCUGCUGGUCAUGGGGGACAUCAAGAAAGGGAAGAAGGUGUUUGUCCAGAAAUGUUCACAGUGUCACUCAGUGGAAGAGGGGGGACGCCACAAGGUGGGACCCAACCUGUGGGGUCUGUUUGGGAGGAAGACAGGACAGGCGCCCGGCUUCUCCUACACACAGGCCAACAUUGACAAAGGUAUCAUAUGGGACGAGGAAACUCUGAAUGUCUACCUGGAAAAUCCAAAGAAGUACAUUCCCGGCACCAAGAUGAUCUUCAGUGGGAUCAGAAAGAAAAAGGAAAGACAGGAUCUUAUAGCUUAUUUAAAGGACGCCACCUCCUAACACGCUGACACCAUAGAACACACAUACAGCUGUAGACAGAGGCAUUAUGCUGUACAUUCACAGUGUGCUCUUUGUUUUAAUUUUGAGUUCAUAAUUUACAAUAUUGUUUUUUAUUUAUAGGACAACAUUUUGUUACAUUACAACAUCGCUGUCUCACUGUUUUUGUGUGUGUAGGAGACUGUUUUUAAUUAUCAUUCCUGCAGCUUCUGGGUUUUCCAGUAACGUUUCUGUCAGGGCAGCUUUCCUCUGGGCUUUUCUAAAAACUGAGUUGUUUACUUAAAAAUGUACUGCCACUUGCACAGAAAUAUGGUUUCACACACUUUGCAUUUUUGCCACUUUAACUCUUACCUCUUACCAUAACUGGUUUUUGAGGUUAUUUUUCUAUUGUAUUAUGUCUAGUAUUUUCUAAGUCUCUGUCUGUUUAUAUAUAAUUUUCUUCUUGCAGGCUAAACGGGUAAACUUUGAACACGUGUUUGUGUUAAAUGGUGUUGGACAGACUACUUAAAAUUUUCUGACUUUUAUUUUUAUAAAGUUUCACUUUUAAAAUGAA